This is a messenger RNA of Asparagus officinalis (garden asparagus), 1450 nucleotides long. RefSeq lists its product as uncharacterized. Lineage: Eukaryota; Viridiplantae; Streptophyta; Magnoliopsida; Asparagales; Asparagaceae. Gene Ontology annotation, biological process: protein ubiquitination. Gene Ontology annotation, molecular function: ubiquitin protein ligase activity; protein binding. The record is from RefSeq and is a predicted model, not a curated record. Gene Ontology annotation, cellular component: nucleus.
AACGCAAAUGCCGCGGCAAGAUCAAUUUUGAUCGUCACUUUUUUCAGACAACACCGGUAGAAAUUUACAAAUAGUCCAGCUGCGAGAAAAGCCUCACUUUUCCUCAGCUCCCAAUAUUUCAUACCGAUCAUCGAGAGUUUAGGGUUCGCAAGAAAGAGAGAUGGCAGAGGAACAGGAGAUACGAUCAGAAGUCGAGGCUGUUCUGGCCGUCUACGGUCUCGCCGUCCACAUCAGGCCUCGCACCGCCGACGAUUCAACCCAACAAUUUGUAGAAGUAAUAUUGGGGCUUAAAUUAGAUGGGCAGUAUCCAGAUAAACCUCCUUAUGUAUAUAUAGUAGACAUGAAGGGUCUUGAUGACAAACGACAAUCAUAUUUGGUUACAAGGAUAAAUGACAAAGCCCACGAGCUCUCUUCAUACCUGAUGCUUGUAGCACUUUGUGAGGAAGCGGUGGAGAUUCUUUCCAACAUGAACCAUCCUGAAGGAGAUUGCCCAUUGUGCCUAUACCCUUUGGUCAGAGAAGAUAACUCUGGUACUGCUUUGCCAUUUAUGAAGUUGAUGUCCUGCUACCACUGCUUCCACAGUGAGUGCAUAAUCAGGCUGUGGAAGUGGUUUCAAGAACAAAAAGAAACCAAAGAAAUGAACCAGGCUGAUGAAGCUUCUGCUGUUAGUGUAGGAGAUGAAAGAGGUUUGCAAGUAAAACAGCAAAAGACAAAUUGUCCGGUUUGUCGAAAGGAGUUUGAUGCAAAGGAUAUGGAACAUAUUAUCGGUUAUCUGGGCACGAGUUCAUCUCAGUCGAGUUGUGCAAGCUUGGACAUAGAUGAAGAUGAAAAAUCUUAUCUCCAGUCUGAGUCAGAGAAUAACAGAAGGGAGAAAUUUGAGGCCCUGUUAAAGCUACAACAAGAAAAUAACGGUCUCAUUGAACCGAGGAAGAAUCUUGCGAUACUGCCCGGAAUGUUCCUCCCUGAAAAUGUGACAAAACCUAGCACAUCAAAAGAAACCGAGAAUGAACAAUGUGUAGAUGAUGCUUCUGGUGCAAAAAUUGAAGUGAAAUCUGGACACUCUUUGAACAAAGCUUCAACAAGCAGGCAUAGCCACAGAGAUUCGAGAAGAAAGAACAAGUAUCAGAGUUCAAAAAAGCCACCUCAUGCACCACCUAAUAGACAACAAUGGGUUAAGAGAGAACUAUAAAGGUAUUAGUCAUCAAAGUUGCUCUUGCUUUUGAGAAGAAAAACUAUUUAUCUUUAUGGAUAUUGUGUGAAGGAAAGAAGCCUUACAGUUGUGUUGCACAAAUUGUUAACUUGGAACUGUAUGGUACGGGCAGGAGUAUAUUCUACUUUUAUUUCCUUUUUCGUGUACUCAAAUGUGUUUGCUUCUCGGGUAAGUGUUGAUUCCUAUCAUGUUACUUCUUCACGUGUCAAUGCUUUAUUUGUUCUGAAUUUAAUUUAGUUU